GACGGCAAGCGCUCAAGUCAACUGUCGCUCGUCGGAGAUCCCAUCUCCAGGCCGUACAGCCAAACCGACCCCAAUACCGUACAGCCUAUUCGACUUGCAGCAGCAAAGAACAAGAUGCAUCAAACAUCGUCGAGGUUACUCCGUAUGACGGACGAUGACCGUCCUUUUACUCGGGACUUCAAGGAUCUGUUCUCCACUCUGAUUGUCAGUUUGCUACCUCUCGGCGCACAUCGCGUUCGCUUGACAAGAGUUGAACAUACCUUCCUAUCCGAAGAUGCGAUCAACAACCUUGGCUCGCUCAAGUUUUCGCAGUCCAAUCGGAUGCCGGACCCCAAGGACCCCUCGCGCAUCGUCACAACCACCACCACAACCACUUUCUCUAUGGCCAAGGAUAUGGCGAGGUCAAUAUGUCAGCGCUUUGUGGAGGCAAGAUUCAUCGAGUCUGCUGAUGGCAAGCUGCAACAGGUUUAUACCAUGAAGGGCUCUGUGUGGCAACUAACAUCAAAAGGCGUCGCUAUUCUGGACUCUUUCUGCUCACGUAACGGUAUUCAGCAACGACAAAUUGGAGACUUGGUUGCUACAGGAGUUAGCCAAUUGGUCAUUCUGGAAAGAGAUUCUCAAUCCGACAAGAUUGUCAUGGACCGCGGAACUAUGGAAGUCGUGUUUAGACGUUUCUGUGGUGCUAACGGCCUUAACCUCAAAUCCAGUGUCAGCUCUGCCGACUCAGACUCGUUAAGCGAUUACCGAGACGGCAUGACGGGCGUCAAGAUGGCUGUGGAACGGAAAAUUACUGGCAAGACGUAUAAGGAGACUUUUACCGGCAAAGGGUGCUCGGACUGGCUGAUGGAUUGUGCAACGACGGUCGACCGCCGAGAAACAUACGAAAUGGCCUCGCUAUUCGUAGAGUAUGGUCUUAUGGAGUCGGUGCAACAAGACCGAGGCUGGAUGGCAAACUCCCCGUCUGGCGCCAUGUUCCAGCCAACCAAGAACGCCAUCUACACCAUGACCGCUCGAGGCAGGGAGGUUUUCAAUGGCGCCGGCGGUAGAGGCCGUACUUCGGAGAGUGAAAGCACCGUCUCGUCGCGUCCAGGCAUAGCCCGCGAUUCCAACACGCAGCGCCUGGACAAGAUCCUCAACGAUGCGGCUUUGAGACUUUUGUUCCGCGAGAACCUGCGUGAGACUCAUUGCGAGGAAAACCUUUCCUUCUAUCUCGACGUUGAUGAAUUCGUUCGAGGAUGUCGACAGGCAAUUCGCUCGGCCCAGAAGAACCCCAACGCCACAUCGAUGGAUGGGAUCAAGGAGAUUAUGGCCCAGGCAUACGGCAUCUACAAUGCUUUCUUAGCGCCUGGGUCUCCUUGUGAGCUGAACAUUGACCAUCAGCUCCGCAACAACUUGGCCACUCGUAUGACCAAAGCUGUAGGACAAGACGUGGCUAUGAUCGAUACCUUACAUGAAGUAACGGCGCUAUUUGAGGACGCCCAGAAUGCCGUGUUCAAAUUGAUGGCAAGCGACUCGGUGCCAAAGUUCUUGCGCAACGCCAAGUACGAAAACACUCUCAAAAACUACGAUUUUGAUGCUGUCACGCCAGCCACUGGCCGAAUUCCGGAAAGAAGCCAGAGCCGGUCGAACCGUACUGCCAAAUGA
Truncatella angustata is the source of this 1644-nucleotide messenger RNA. Its product is annotated as regulator of G-protein signaling. NCBI's taxonomy places the organism in Eukaryota, Fungi, Ascomycota, Sordariomycetes, Amphisphaeriales, Sporocadaceae. The record is from RefSeq and is a predicted model, not a curated record. Gene Ontology annotation, biological process: intracellular signal transduction. The transcript has 3 exons. The annotation marks the transcript as partial.